GAGCCAUGUAUUUGUGAUAGUUACUACCACUCAGUUCUGACUGGGAUUUCCUUGACACAAGUCAGGGCAUUGUGUUAAAAGCUUCAUCAUGAACGUACUAUUGGGAAACUGUGUGGGCAGCUGUGACCAGUUGGCCGGUCCUCCGCCGGACUUUAUCCUCUCGAUGCCGCCGCCCCCGCUGCCGUCCUUCCUGAUCUCCAAGCCGGCGACGGUCGACAUCCUGGUGCCCAGCAAUGAGACGCAGCCGUGCUUCGCCGCCUUCAUGUGUGGCCAUGGGAUGCAGCACAACGAGAGCGGCAACAAUGCGCUGAUGGAGCUGGUGAGGAGCGAUUCGAAGAGCCUGGAGAAUGUCUGGCUAUUCGUCUCGUCCUGCAUCGGGAUCUUUGUGUUUGGCUGCUUCCUGGCCCUCAUUGUGAUCAGAUGUAGAGACAGCUCCUUCUUCUCGUAUCACGACGCCAAUAUCAAGCAGACGGCCAUCAAUGCUUUGGGCGAGGCCACCAAGUCGAAUGCCUUCACAUCCGGCGGAAUUCUAUAUCCCUGCGCCACGGCCAACAGCCGGGAUUUGCUCCAAAGCCAGCUGGUCAACGACAGCCGUCUCCUGUGGGCCACCCUAACGCCCCACGGCACCCGGCACUUCAUCAUCGAGAACUCCCAGGACGGGCACUACGAGUCGGUCGACUACCGCGGAAAGUCGCACAGCCAAGUGUUCCGCGGCUACGAGAAGCACUCGCAGUCAUUUGUCAAGUCCUUUGACAACAAUGGCUUCGUUGACUACGACUACGAGGAUCCCACGCCGUUGAUGGACUCAUACCACGAUGAUAUGGACUCGGGCUACCAGGAGCCACAUGAGGUGACCGGCUCCUUGAAACGGUCUGCGCUGCGGGCCAUGGACUCCUCCUCGAACGACACCCCGACCAGUGGCGGAUCGAGCUCAUCGAACUACAAUGGCAAUCAGAUCGGCAACUCCAAGUCCAUCAGCCGCAAGACGACGCUCUCCCGUCGCAUCAGCGAUGCCUCCUCCUCCCAAAAUGGAACAUCCAUGUAAAUGUAAAUUUUGAAUUGGAGAUCGGAUUGAGCGGAGAUCCGGAAACUGCAGAUCGUAGUGAUGAUUACACGCUGAUAUUUUAGACUAUUUUAAGAG
This is a messenger RNA of Drosophila takahashii, 1141 nucleotides long. RefSeq lists its product as uncharacterized. NCBI's taxonomy places the organism in Eukaryota, Metazoa, Arthropoda, Insecta, Diptera, Drosophilidae. The record is from RefSeq and is a predicted model, not a curated record.